Molecule: messenger RNA, 3116 nt
Organism: Manis javanica (Malayan pangolin)
Lineage: Eukaryota; Metazoa; Chordata; Mammalia; Pholidota; Manidae
Source: RefSeq, a predicted model, not a curated record
GGGAAGCUGGGGCAAGAGAGGCGGGGCCAUGGGGCGCACUGGCUUCAGAAUCAGGGUGGGACCUCAGGCCUUAGUUCGCGGGGACUUCGGGCUGGAACAGGGCCUCAGAGACCCCGCCGGAGGCCUCCUGGCCCCACACGGGCGGUUCGCUCCGAAGCGGCCUCUCCGCUCCCGGGGCGCUGGGAGGGGCGCUCUGCCCACCGCAGCCCCACCCGGAGCCCGUUCCGGCGGGGCCGCCCGGCUAGAGGGCGGCUCCGGGCGCCCGCGGUCUAUGCCCGGGGACCCAGGCCUCUGUGGCCCGUCCAUCCCGGCUUCUUCCCCCCCAGGCCAAAGGGCCUCCGUCGGGCUCCGGCCGGGACCUGCGGGCGCUGCUCGGACGCCGAAGCGAGCUCCUGGAUAAGAGACCAGGAUGGACAAAACCUUGAUGUUGGUCUUGGGAGACCCUAAGCCACACUUGCCAGACUCCAGACCUACAGCUCUGUAAGACAAUAAAUGGCUCUUGUCCCAAGCAGCUAAAUUUGUGGCCACUGUUACAGCAGCAAAAGGAAAUUCAUCACCAUGUGGACACUUUCCCAGAAUCAGUGCAGGAGGGGCUGCAGAGCUGAAGCUCCCUGAACUUGGGGCAGGUCCCCCUUUGGCGUGGACCUGUUACCAAUGUGGGGGACUCGUCCUACUUUGUGUCAAGCUUGAUAACUGCUUCACCUUCUUUAGAACGGACAGUGACUGUCACCCCAGAGACAUGCCAAGGCACACGACCAGGACCGCCAGCUCUCAAGUCCCUGACACCUGCAUUCUACAUGGAGCUCGAAUUUGCCCCCAGGCAGAGGGCUUUCCCCACCAUGCCCCGGUGGUCCACAAGGCCAUGGGAAGACAGCACGCCCUUCCCGGGUUCCCAGCACCAGGGUUGCCGUUAACCAGGGGACAUACUUAGGCAGCGGGGCGGGGAAAGUGUGCUGGGAAGUUGUGAAGGGUCUGAAGCUCACCUGUCGGAAGGCUGGGAUGGAGGAGUCUGUAGAGGGAGUUCCAGAGUGGAGAAGAAGCCUUAGAAGACUGAGGGCUCCUAGCAACCUGACCUUAAUUGCAUAAGCAUUUCCUACCCAAUUCCAGGCUAGAUUCCACCCAAGAUCACAGGCCUCUCUGGUGCAGCCACACCCACAGCUCGCACCUCUGCCAGCCCCGUGUCAGUGCCUGAUAUCCCCAGCCCAGAGGGGUCCCUGGCAUCCACCCCAGCCCGUGCUGCAGCUCCUGACUGCCAGGCCCACUGCAUGGCCCCACGAGCAGCAUGUUUUUUCUAGAACUUAGGAACAAGGGAGAUGUCAUCCUCUGGCUUGUUAGUUCAUUUUUGGCAUAGAUGCCAGGAGUUACUGGGCUGGAAGGGAAUUUGUCCCAAAUCCACCCCCCACCCCGCUGGGUUUGGCUCAGCCUAGGUCUCACUCUUCAUGGCCUCAUCUCUCUGAGAAUUAGAGCUGUUCCCAGGUUGCCAUCUGCUAACCGAGAUUCUGCUCCAGCCCAGGCCCACCUUGAAUCCUCACCAGACUGCCUCUGGCCUGGGUAACCCACUCUGCGGACCAGCAUCUGCCCUGGGUCAUAGGGUGCUGACAGGAGAUGGAAUGGUCAUCCUUUUAGACUUGGCCAGGUCUUCCAACAGGGCUUUUCUCCUCACCCACCUGGCACUGCCCACCUGAUGUCUGGCAGUCUAUGAGCACUGCCAAUCUAAGUGAUAAAUUAAUCUCUACACUCCAAGUAUUCUCCGCCCAGCAGCCUGCCACCAGCAACUUUUCCCCAUUGGCAUUUGUGGCCUUGACUCUUCCAGGGACUGCUGUGGUUCGUCCCUAGCAAGAGGCUCCUGAGAAGGUGAGGGGAAAGCCCUCUGACUCCUCCCUGCCUGGCUCUGCUCAUCCUCCCCUGCUCCUUGUCCAGGCCCAGCGAGCCUCCCCGCUUCCUUCCUCUGUACCUCACCUCUGUCCACACAAGGGCAGGGUGCCCUGGAAAUGUCAACUCAUUCUGUUACCUCAUCCCACCUGAUCUUGGAAACUCAACUUGCUGUGAAUGUUACCAGGCGUAAGAUUUCACUUUUCCUUGCCAUGGUGUCCAGCUCUUGAAAAAUGUGUUAAUGAAGGCUUUUUCUUGAAUGAUUUGAAAACUGACUAGUGAUGACUGGUCUUUGACAAGCUCCAAGACAAAAAGUUACAUGAGCACCAACCUCUGAACACAACCCCAUUCUCCAGGGUCUGUCUUAUCUGAAACUCUGCCUCUUUCAGACCAAACACCUGUUUUCUGAAUGUUUUCUCACUGUGUGUAAUGUUAACACCUCUGCAUAACUUUCUAGUGGCUCACUUUCAACAGAAAUAGUUUAUAGUGGCCACUUCUGAGGAAUUUCAAUAUGGACAAAAUUCUGAGUAUACAAUGGUCUGCUUUAAUUGGUUUGAGCAGGAUUCUAAACACAAUUUGAAAUCAAAAAUUACCUCCGUAAAAUAUUCUUCAGCUAAAGCUAAUGAAAGACUUGGGAAUCUUCUCCCUCAUCAGCUCCUGUAGACAGUAUUCGGGAUUAGCUUCUGAUGUUGACAUGUCCAGUGGUCUUUCCAUAGUUUGUUAAAGGCUUCAGGUCAGAAAUCACAGAUAUGUUAGGUAAACAAAAAAUGCUGGCUGGUAAACCACUUUAUUGCACAAAUGUCAAUAUUUGGCUACAUUUUUAAAGGAGACUUUAGAUACCAAAAAACAAAAGAAGUCUCAUGAAGAAAUUAUUUGUCUUGUUUGCCUAAACAACAGAUAGUUAUGUUUCAUGCAGGAGACAUCAUAUCCCUCCAUUCCAUACAUUGAGAAUGAGUAAGUGCUGGCUUUAAAAAUCUUAUGCCUUGAUAAAAUUGUCAAGGACCCAAAUCAUGUCAAAACCAGAUACAUGACACUCUUUUGUCUGUGCUCGUCUAAACUCUCUCCUCUCUCCUCACAGAGAAGAAUGAUCAGCUCUUGUCUAAAGCCAGUUCCCUUUGUUUUAUCCUAUCCCACCUCCCCUCUUUUCCGUUUCUUGAAAACUUGAAUGGUUUAUUCAAAAAAUGCAUUCAUUGUUAUAGUUACACUCUAAGCAUAUUUAGAUCAGAUAAAGCCAAAAUUAUCUA